Molecule: messenger RNA, 795 nt
Organism: Pseudozyma hubeiensis SY62
Lineage: Eukaryota; Fungi; Basidiomycota; Ustilaginomycetes; Ustilaginales; Ustilaginaceae
Product: cytochrome c oxidase subunit V
Exons: 3
Coding region: 1-795 (264 amino acids)
Biological process (GO): mitochondrial electron transport, cytochrome c to oxygen
Source: RefSeq, a predicted model, not a curated record
AUGAUCGGUCAGAACGUUGCUCGCGCUUCCCGAAGCGGCCUCCGUGCUGCCAACCUCCUUGGCCGUCGAACCAUGGUCACCCAGGAGGAGCGAUGGACUCUCGAGAACGCACGCAACGCAGGUGCCUUCAUCGAGGGCCCCAACAAGGUCCAGCUCAGCCACGUCGUCCCCAACAUCGAGGCAAGCUGGAAGGGCCUUUCCAAAGAGGAGCAGUAUGGUGUUUUCCGUCAAUUGGAGGAGCUCCAGAGGAAAGACUGGAAGGAGCUCAGCGUCGAUGAGAAGAAGGCUGCCACGAUGCCAACUGUACGCAGAACGGCUUUCCCGACUUGCUCGUUCCACACGUCUUCGGAUGCACCGACUGCGUCAUCUACGCCGUCGUCCAUCGACGAGAGCCGUCAGGUCGUGUUUCCCUUCUGUCCCUGUCUCACUGCGGUCGAUAGGAGCAUCGAAGGUACUCUACGUCACAACCUUUGGCUAAUCCCAUCGUUCUAUCUUGUCCGACCUGAAUCAUCUAAACACACAGCUUACUUCGUCUCGUUCGGUCCUCACGGUCCCCGAAAGCCCAUCACUGCCUCCGGUCAGGGUGCCAAGACCUUUGCCGGUGUUGUUGCCGCCCUCGGUGUUACCACGGGUGUCUACUACCUCAUGCGCGCAAACGGUGGCGCUCCCGUCAAGACCAUGACCAAGGAGUGGCAAGAGGCCUCCAACGAGAUCGCCCUCGAACAGAAGCAGAACCCCAUCACCGGUAUCUCCAGCGACAACUACAAGGGCAAGGGUCACGUUCAGUCCGCAUAA